Messenger RNA from Lepisosteus oculatus (spotted gar), 6120 nucleotides. RefSeq names its product progestin and adipoQ receptor family member VII, b (gene paqr7b). Gene Ontology annotation, molecular function: steroid binding; nuclear steroid receptor activity. Gene Ontology annotation, biological process: response to steroid hormone. Gene Ontology annotation, cellular component: plasma membrane. The record is from RefSeq and is a predicted model, not a curated record. Lineage: Eukaryota; Metazoa; Chordata; Actinopteri; Semionotiformes; Lepisosteidae.
AUUGGUGGAGCUGCCUGCCUGUCCGGCGCUGGGAGUUUGCGGACCAGCCUCUCCCUUGCUUAGCAAGCGGUACUGGGCGAGCGGCGGCUUCCCCAGCACAGGAAUAGGAUUUUUUUUUAUUGGGAAUUGCGGAGAUUACUGCCAGAGGACAGUUACAUUACUGACGGAAUCAUUUGCAUUUUCUCUAGGUCCUGCUUUUUUUAAGAGAUUCCAGGAGGUACUUACGGUACAGCUCUCUCGCUUCCAUGGCGACCGUCGUCAUGGAGCAGAUCAGCCGGCUGUUCAUCAACGUGCAGCAGAUCCGGCAGAUCCCGAGGCUGCUGGAGUCCGCCUUCCCGACUCUGCCCUGCACCGUCCAGGACGUCGACGUGCCCUGGGUCUUCCGAGAGCCUCACAUCCGGACCGGCUACCGGCCGCUGCACCAGAGCUGGCGUUACUACUGCCUGACCUUGUUCCAGCGCCAUAACGAGGCCGUCAACGUCUGGACCCACCUGGUGGCUGCUCUGGUCAUCCUGGUGAAAUUCCAGCAGCUGGCCGAGAUGGUGGACUUCCUGAGGGACCCCCACGCCCAGCCCCUCUUCAUCAUCCUCCUCUCCUCUUUCACCUACCUGUCGUGCAGCGCCCUGGCCCACCUGCUGUCCGCCAGGUCCGAGCUCUCCCACUACACCUUCUUCUUCCUGGACUACGUGGGGGUGGCCGUCUACCAGUACGGCAGCGCCUUGGUGCACUUUUACUACGUCAUCGAGAAGGAGUGGCACGCCUCCGUCCGCCACUUCUUCCUGCCCUUGGCAGCCUUCCUGGCCUGGCUGUCCUGUGCCGGGUGCUGUUAUGGGAAGUACAUGAGCUGCCGUCUGCCCAAGGUCGUCCACAAGCUCUUCCAGGUCGUGCCCUCCGGUCUGGCCUACUGCCUGGACAUCAGCCCGGUGCUGCACCGCAUCUGGGCCUGCUCUCCCCAAGGCUGCACGGACCAGGCCGUCGCCUAUCACCAGUACCAGGUGCUGUUUUUCCUCGUAAGUGCCUACUUCUUCGCCUACCCGCACCCCGAGAAGUGGUUCCCGGGGAAGUGCGACUUCAUAGGCCAGGGCCACCAGAUCUUCCACGUCUUCUUGGUACUGUGCACGCUGGCGCAGAUCGAGGCGGUGAAGAUAGACUACGUCGCGCGCCGGACUCUGUAUGAGCGCCUGCACGGGGACUCCACCCACGAUUUCAGCGCCCUCUUUGUGUUCACAGCCUGCUGCAGUGCCCUGACCGCAUUCUACAUGAGGAACAGAGUCCGAGCCCAGAUAAAGGAGAAAGAGGAAUAAGACUUAGCUUUGGGCAAAUAAUCAAAACAGCCUUCACGUCAUUACUAAGAAACAGUCCUGUCAUUUAGAAUCCUUCUUCUCCUUUGUCUGCCAAGCAAACAGCACAUGGGAGGCAAUGUGUUCACAUGGAUACUGGGAGAGGAGAAAAAGUAUUUAUAAAACAGAGUUUUAUCUGGGAUUAUUUAAAAAAGUGUUAAGCAAAACUCCAUGUCCUUCUGACACGGCAGCAUUUACAGAUACUUUUUUUUGAUGUGCAGUGAAAUUUUCUUGCAGAAAAAAGCCUUACCUGGGGCAGUUAGGAAGUUAGGAAGUGAGGAAUAGGGUAAUUAAGACAUUACAAGACAAAAGAUUAUUUUAGGAAAAAUGCAAAGCCCAUGCUUUGCAUCACUGAAGUGAGCUUGCACAGAAUGCUUGAGGACAUAUUACCAGUGUUCAACAAAGUAAAGGAACAGUAUGCAAAUCUGGCAAGAUUAGAAAGUUCAGCAGCUUUUCUGCACGUCUGCUACUAUUCUAGUGAUACACGUGACAAAGCUUUGCUGAAUCUCAGGUCCGCCUCCACAUUGCACCAAGAGUACUGCAAGGACAGUAUUAAACAACACCAGGUGUUUUGUCACACUUACAAAAAAAAAAUCAGAAGGUGCAGGUGACUGAGAGAGUUUAGGCCACAAGAGUGUCCAUUCCUGGUCUUGGAUAUCUGGUUGAUCUGCAAGGUCUCUUUGAAGCAGCAGUAUCUGAAGAGCUGGGAGAAGCUGUUAAAUGGGUCACCUGAAGCAAGUGACCAGCGGGUUUAGCUUUUUAAGAGCUACGCUGGACCAAGACCAGGACUGGACAUCCCCGACGUAGGGUCACUGCUAUUUGAAGAGGUUGUCUUACUUCAUUUCAAACUGCAAGUGAAGAUAAAUGAUCAGUACAGAUUGUCAGUCAAAUCAGAUAGGAACAGAAGCAGUUCUACAAAAGAGUGCCACAGAAGCUAUAGUGAACAUGGUGAAGGCAUGAUGUCAUUGGAAGACACUGCCACAUCGGCUUGCUAUACAUGCAAUUAGUAUUAAUAUGGAGUAUAAAAAGAUACUGUAAAUAAGUAUAACAUUUUGUGAGUGCAUAGAAAACAAUACCAUAUCUGAAAGAGUGUGUUUCUUAGUGGUGCUGUUGUGCUUUAAUAGCAUUUGUCUCAUUUCUUUGAAGAGGUGAAAAAGAGGUGAACCUGAAUGAUACUGAACAAAUGGAGUCAGAACGGUAAAUAACUGAUUAUCUUGGAGAGUGCGAUGGAAAAAAUUAGGCGUUCAUGGACUUCAACAGAGAAAUACGUGGUCUGGUGAAGCAGAAGUACACUCACUAUAGGCUUUCACGUUUUGCCUUUUUUUUAAAUUGAGUUAGCAAGAAGUGUGAAAAGCUCUACUUGCAUGUAGUUAUUCAAGUGUACAGCUCUGUGCUGUUGUUAGCAGGGGAUCCCAGUCCUGGUCUUCGGGACUCGCAGGCCUGUUGGUUUGCUUGGCAGCCAAGCAUUUGAGGAUUCAUUUACUAAAACAAACCCUUAAUUGAAUCCACAAGUCACUUGGUUGGUACCUUUGCAAUUUUUUCAUACUCAAAGCUCUGAGAUUUUAAGUUCCUCAAGAAAUGCAAUAGUUAAAAGGUAACCUCCUACAUGAAUAGGAAAGCAAAGGUUCAUAUUAAACUUCUUAUUAGGUCUAUUAAGGGUCUGAUUAUUUAUAAUUAUUAAUCAUAAAUAUAAAUUAUUUGUUAAUUAUUUAUUAUUUAUAAAGUAUUUAAGUGCUUAGGUGGAACAAAAACCAGCAGGUCUAUGGGUUUCCAGGACCAGAAUUGGGAAGCCCUGAUUACCAGGACUGUACUGUGUUGGUAAGCUAAGCUUCCUCAGUUCCAGGCCUAGACAGCCCAUGUGCUUGCUGUUUUUUUUCCAUUCAAGGUCUCAGUUAUAUACUGUAAAAGAACUUAAUUAUACACCUGAACUAACUCACAAGUUGCUUUUUUGAAAAUGGGAAUUACUUAUAAAAUGCAGUAGUUCAGGGGAAACCUGAUACAUGUUUCAGCACUGAAAACGAUUAAAGAUGAAUUCACAUGAAUGAAUAGUUUAAUGACGUGUUUAAUUAUGUAACUGAGAGGUCAGCUGAUGACAAAUACCAGCAGAUGUGGAGGUUCUAGGGUCUGACCUGUCUUAAGCCACCACAUCGUUCUUGACAACCUUUCCUAUUUCGUUUUGUCCCUUUUAAAAGUCUACGUGUUUUUUAUAUACUGUAGAGGAAGUCCUUCGUGGUGUAAAUAGUUCAUAGAGCUGGCACUCAUGCCAGUUCCUGUAUUGUCAAGCAGGCUGAUGGACAACCAUGUUUAGGACACUAGUUCCUUGCAGGUUAACCACUGUACAGCUGGGUGGAUCAGAGCAGCCUGUAUGAAGCCCAUUCAUUCAGUACAACAGUAUUGUCUGUCUGAGUGAUGUGACCCCAGUGUCUCUACAGAACUGCUCCAGAUUCAUGAUCUCUUCUGAUUGCUAUAGUGGGCCUUAUUUUCACGACCAGACAAAAAACAAAUGCCCGUCAAAUAAGUAUGAAUAAAGUUGGAUUAUAUCUGACAUUUAAUUUGAAACUAAAUGUAAAUAGUAGCUAAAGAAACCAGAUAUCUAUUUUAGCUUUCUUUCUAGGUUGAUUAAUAUAUAGACAUGAAGACAGUUACUCUAAACAAGGCUGCAGUUAUAUUGUGUGCCAAGCUUGUGCUUAUUGUUUUUAGAAAUUGAACUAAUUUGUUACAAAAUCCAAGUAAAUGUAACGGGUUUGAGUUCUUAUUUAUCUAAUCAGAGUAGCUGUUUAAAACUGUAUUGCAAUGAUAAUAAAUCCAUAUUUCACAAUUGUUUGUGUGACAUAAUAAAUAUAUAAUAAGGCAUAGGGCAUUACAUUUAAGAGGAAGAGUUUGGAAUAUAGCUUCUAUUAAUAAUGGAAAAAAAAGAUUUAUUUGUCUGGUUAUGCCACACAAAGAAACUUUUAAGGAUGCAGUGUACAUCUGGGGUUGCUCCAUGAUCGUGACAGGCUCUCUUUGUCAUUGCAAGCAAGUGGAGAUUCAGAUGCUGCAAAAAAAAACUAGAUUACUGCGAGGUGCUUAUUUUCAGACCUGAAUUUGAAUAUUGGACAUUCAAAACAAGACAUAUGUGCCUAGCUAUCAAACCAGAGAAGUAUUAGUGUCAGUUUUAGCUAUUUCAUACUCUGUACUGUGUACUUUACAUAAAUAUUCUGGAUAAAGAUUUCAAAUGCAUUACUUGUUAGAUUAACACACAGCUGAUAUGUAAGUACAGGCAUCCUAUAUCUGAAAUGUUUGUAUCCACUGAAGCGUUGUAGGUACCACUUGAUAGGAUGAGUAUAGUUAAGGAAGUAAAGGCGUUGUUUGAGAUACAAGGUUCCAAUGUACAGUAUAUGACUACACUUGAAUGUGAAUAUUUUAAAAACAACUUCUUCUCAAGAGGAAGAACGGACAAAACAGUUCAUAGUUUUUAAGCUUCAGUGGGGGUGAAGGGGGUAAACAUGAAUGUUAAGUUAAUGCAUUACAAUUUAAACCAUUUCUGAGAGAGGAACACAACAGUAUAUACUUGCCUGUGAGAUUUUGGUGUGUAAUAGAUAGAUAGAUAAGACUUUAUUGAUCCCGAAGGGAAAUUGAGGAUAAUAACAUAUACUGAGACAGCCAUGCCUUACUUUCCUAUACUGACCUCAAAAUAAACACACACAUAGGCACACAAGGAUUCUAUUGAGACUUUCUUUGCAGUUAGCUACAUUAAUUGGCUUUUUCAACAGACAAAGAUGUCAUUAAUGUUUUUAAUAUGGAAACACCUGAGAUUGCAGUAUUCACAAUAUUUAGAAGCCGCAGAGUAGUGUUACCUGUCACUCUAUUGGGCUUAUUUUGUUUCUGUCUUCUGAUACUUCAGCUGCCGAUGGCAGGUUCAAACCCAAAUGUUCUGUUGGGAGGUGAAAAGAACACCAGCAUGUUUGUGCCAAGACACAAGUGUUCACUGUAUGUCACAGGGAUGCCUCCUGAGGCACAGCAAUGAUAAUGCCUGAACACUUUGUAUGCAUUCUGCACUAAUAGGUUUAUGCAUUAGACAUUAUAUAUAGCUAUACUGUAUAUAAUUUAAGCACUUUAUCACAAAGGUUUACAGAAAAUAAUGUUGCUGUCUUUGAAAGCUUGGCUCUGUAUCUUGCACUAAAGAUCUAAUAUGAUUCAGUGGCGCUCAAUCCUUUCAGGACUGUUUUAUUUUAUUACUGUAAAAACCUGCUUCUACAGCGAUUGCUCCCUAAUGAUCAUGCUAAACCUGAAUUUCUUCAAAAGCACAGCGUCUGUCCGUAUAGCCAAUUAUGAACAAAUGAUUGAGUUGGCUGGGCUCAUGUUGUGUCCUGUUUGUCUACCCAUGUGAUAUCUGAUUUGUGACCCUGGGUUUUUAGAAUGAUUUCCAGGGGGUCGUUGAGAGAUUACAAGUGGCGUGCUGCUCAGAACAUUUCUGCUGAUGUCUGUCAGCGCUGUGUGAAAGCUUUUGUAUUUCUGCACAGGGCCGUGAAGGGAGAGGAGGUUGCAACAAGUUCACAAGUGACCAGUCACUUGCUGAGAGACAGUGGUGCAAAGAUAGCAAAUAGCAUCCACACAACAGGCGACUCAUUGAGGUGUACUUAAUGUUUUUACAGUAUUCAUGCAAACUUGGUACUUGCUGAGUUACAGAAAAAGAUAAUGUGCUCAUCUGAUGCGCUCAAACAGAAACCCACUGUAAAACUGACUGUGUGUUAUUAUAUUGAUGUAUUUAAGUGAAUAAACUAAUAAUGCUAUAUCAGAA